Somion occarium is the source of this 1563-nucleotide messenger RNA. Lineage: Eukaryota; Fungi; Basidiomycota; Agaricomycetes; Polyporales; Cerrenaceae. The record is from the annotation of a GenBank genome assembly.
CACGAAUUGUGGAAAUUGCAAAGCAAAGUCCGGAGAGCCCGGUAUAUGUUUUCAAAUAUAAGUAUCAACAAUUCAAGCCUCUAGUUUGCCUCCAACGGGGUGUUGCAUAAAGCUCCCUGUCUUUGAAAACUGAAUAUGGCACCUAUCAGGCUAGGAGUCGUUGGCCUCUCCACCCGAGGUUGGGCAUCGCAAGCACUCAUUCCACCCAUCUUCACGCCGCCUCUGUCAUCCCUGUACACGCUCACCGCGCUCUGCACGUCCUCAGAAGCGUCGGCGAAAGCUUCGGUAGAGAAAUAUUCCGGCCUCGCCGGCCAUCCUGUCAAGGGAUACUAUGGAGAGAAAGGACCCGAGCAGUUGGCGAACGAUCCCAACGUUGACAUGGUUGUGGUCAGCGUAAAGAUCCCUGAUCAUCUCAAAACGGUAACGCCCGCAAUAGAGGCCGGGAAGAAGCUCUUCGUCGAAUGGACGCUUGGUAACGGUGCUCGCGAGACUGAAAUGAUCGCAGAAGCCAUCAGAAGCAAGAACCUCGAGUGUUUGAUUGGUGCCCAGGCAAAACAGAGUAAGACGGUCAGGAAGGUCAAAGAACUCGUUGAUGCAGGAAAGAUCGGGCGGAUCCUUUCAACUUCGGCGAUUGUCAGCGCCGCGCCCGCAGAAGCGAAUAUCUGGGGGCCAAUAGUAACACCAGAUGCAGAGUACGCCAGCAGUGUUAACAAUGGUGCCACUCCGCUGACUGUUGAAAUCGGACACUUCCUCGUUGCUUUGACGGAUGUUCUGGGCGACUUUAGUCAGGUUUGCGCCAAUGGCGCCGUCAGGUUCCCCACCGCCAAAGUGAUCACGUACGACGGACAGCCCACCGGGAAGAGUAUUCAAAGUACCUCACAUGACCAAGUAUCGCUCUCGGGCAUUCUUUCCGGGAAACCGCACAGUGAAGGCGCAUUUGUCAACAUACACUGUCGUUCCGGGUUAACGCAUUCAGGAGAGGGCGGGAAGGGACGUCGCCAGUUCAUUUGGGUCAUCGAUGGCGAGGACGGGUCGAUCGAGGUGCGGUCCCGAGAAGCAGACGGACCGUACGCAUUUUCUCUGACUAUUGCCGACAUCGAGGUGUUCUUGAAUGGUGUUGAGGUACCGUUGGAUGAGAUCGAAGAGGACAAGCUGGGAAAUACAGGAAAGGCAUGGUUGCACUUCGCGAAUGGUGAUGAAGGGAAAUAUCCGACGAUCAAUGAUGCCAUUAGAUUGCAUCGCGUGUUGGACGCUGCGCUACUCAGCAUUCAGGAGGGACGGAAAGUAAAGGUGUAAUAGACCCACAAAAUCAGUCAAAUGUUUCUAUCCGAAUAGUUGUAUCCUUUCGGCCGAAAACAAAGUGAAGGUCUCAUCGAGGUUUCAUCAAUUCAACGACGGGUGGCAUAUUGUUCGAGACGUGGAUGAAGUAUGAGAAUAGACCUAAGAAAUAGGCACUAAUAUAGUCCCGAAUUAGACAUGGAACAUCUGGACUGGCAGGGAAACCAUCGAGAGGCCGUCACGGAGAAAAAAAAAAGUUGUUAUGCGUCUGUUGCUCUAGAUCCC